AUGGGACGCUCCGACAAUCCAGCGAGAUGGCGCAAGCUGGUGGCUGGCAAUGGGAAGAGUCCUGCCCGGGAGCCGAUUGCCCUGCGCUCGACCAAGUUGAACCACCUCGUCUUGGGUCGGGCCAGCUGCUCCCUGCCGAACCGCCACCUAGCCAGCCGGGACAGCCUGCUGGAUGCUCUGUUUUCCCUCUACGAUGAAUGCAACCGCGAGGUUCUGCGCAGGGACAAGAACAUCUCCCUGUUCCUGGAUAAAUACCGUACCAUAGUGCAGGACUUGCGGCAGCUGCGAGUGAGCAUUGCGGACUUUGAGGUGAAGACGGUCAUCGGUCGCGGCCACUUUGGCGAUAUCCGCAUGGUCAAGGAGAAGGCUACCGGUGACAUCUACGCCAUGAAGAUUUUGCGCAAGGAUGACACCCUCUGUCAGCGAGAGGUGGCAUUCUUUGAAGAGGAGCGGGACAUCCUGGCACGGGCGGCACAGACGGGUCCCUGGUUGACCAGGCUGCAGUAUGCCUUCCAGGACACCGGCCACCUCUACCUGGUCAUGGAGUUACUACCUGGUGGUGACCUGUUCAACUUGAUUGACCGUUCGGGGGGCCUGCUGCCCGAAGACGAGGCUCGCUUCUACCUCGCCGAGCUCACGCUAGCCAUCCAUGCACUGCACUCUCUGGGAUAUGCGCACAGGGACAUAAAGCCCGACAAUGUGCUUAUUGACCGCACAGGCCACAUCAAGCUGGCUGAUUUUGGAUCAGCUGCCAAGCUGUGCGACAAGAAAAGCAUUUCAAGUAGCCUUCCUGUCGGCACACCUCACUAUGUGGCGCCUGAGGUGCUUAGUUCCAUCAGCGGGGGCCUCAAUGCCUGUGCCACGGUCCAGGGCCCAGCUGUGGACUGGUGGUCCCUGGGUGUGCUUGCCUACGAGAUGCUGUAUGGCUUCAACCCUUUCGCUGAUGACCGCAUCGUCGUCACCUACAACAGGAUCAUGAAUUUCAAUAUUAACGGCGUCUUCGAUGCAGCUGGUGAAAUUCUCACCUGGCUGCUGGGUGCAUCCGUGCAAGCAUUGUUCGGCCUGAAGUUUACGGACAGCAGGAUGAUCAAAGACUUGCGUGAAGAGACCCUGGACUACGUAAAGGACCCGCCAUUAUCUGAGAUAACCAUAAAGGUGCUGCAAGGCUUGCUUACCACGGCCGACAAGCGGUUCUCCUACGACGACAUGUGCCGUCACGAGUUCUUCGCUCCAAUAGACCUGGAUAAUAUAAGACAGACUGUGCCCCCGUUUGUGCCGAACCUCACCGGGGAGGAAGACACGUCUAACUUCUACGAGUUUGAGGACGAGCCCGCACGUGCCAAGAUUCCAGCCUUGCGGGAUCAGAAGCGUGGCUUCGAGGGCACGAGCCUGCCAUUUGUGGGCUUCACUCACACCCAGAAUGCCAGCAAUGCAGCCCUGGAGAGAACGGUGAGCUUCCUGGAUGUGGGCUCUCCGAUGCGCGAGACCCUGAGCUCGGGGGCAUCGCUCCGACGGCGCAGCCAGCGCCAGGAGCAACUGCUGUCCGAGGUGACCCAGAGGGAGGAGAGCUUGCGCCAGGAGGCACGAGAGGCCCGGACUCGUCUAGACCAGGCACAGACUCAGCUGGCCGCCCUCGAGAGCAGCCUGGUCGAUGCGGAAGCCCGCGAGGCACAGCUGCGCUCGGAUAACCAGAACCUGAACAUGUUGGUGGAGCUGGAGCGCAAGAACCGUCUGAUAUCGGAGGAGAAGGCGGUGCAGCUGCUCAAUGCCAUGAAGCGCAAGUACCGCAGGCAAGACGAACUUCUGCGGAGUGGCUACUUGUGA
Dermacentor silvarum is the source of this 1824-nucleotide messenger RNA. Its product is annotated as citron Rho-interacting kinase-like. Gene Ontology annotation, cellular component: cytoplasm; cytoskeleton. Gene Ontology annotation, molecular function: protein serine/threonine kinase activity; ATP binding. Gene Ontology annotation, biological process: actomyosin structure organization; peptidyl-threonine phosphorylation. The transcript is spliced from 11 exons. NCBI's taxonomy places the organism in Eukaryota, Metazoa, Arthropoda, Arachnida, Ixodida, Ixodidae. The coding region runs from base 1 to 1824 and encodes 607 amino acids. The record is from RefSeq and is a predicted model, not a curated record.